Molecule: messenger RNA, 252 nt
Organism: Colletotrichum destructivum
Lineage: Eukaryota; Fungi; Ascomycota; Sordariomycetes; Glomerellales; Glomerellaceae
Exons: 1
Coding region: 22-252 (76 amino acids)
Source: RefSeq, a predicted model, not a curated record
CUGACAACAUCUUGUGCCUCGAUGGCCGACACCAGCCGCCGCGACCUUGUCCCUUUCGCGGUCGCUCGCCGUCCUCUCACUCCAAACAGCCUAUUUUCUCUCAUUUGUGACUACAAUUUCACUUCGGUCAAGCUUCUCAAGGUCAUGGUGGUCGGACCAAGGCCCAACCCUAGCACGCGAGUGGCUGGAACGGAUGGCGCAAAGUCUACGACCACGGACAUACCGUCCGUCCAGGCUUCUCAUCACAUAUGA